Molecule: messenger RNA, 1701 nt
Organism: Etheostoma spectabile (orangethroat darter)
Lineage: Eukaryota; Metazoa; Chordata; Actinopteri; Perciformes; Percidae
Product: long-chain fatty acid transport protein 6-like
Biological process (GO): long-chain fatty acid metabolic process; long-chain fatty acid import into cell
Cellular component (GO): plasma membrane; endoplasmic reticulum membrane
Molecular function (GO): long-chain fatty acid-CoA ligase activity; long-chain fatty acid transmembrane transporter activity
Source: RefSeq, a predicted model, not a curated record
AUGGCCGGCGCCUCGGACCAGCCGGUACCGGCGGAGUUACGCGCCACCCCCCCUCAGAUCCCCCACUCUACAUCUUCACCUCUGGGACCACUGGUCUUCUCUGUUCCAGGGCUCCCAAGGCAGCGGUGAUCACCCACCUGCAGAGCCUGAAGGCAGCAGCGGGGUUCUGGGCGUUCGGAGCCACUCAGGAGGAUGUGAUGUACAUCUGUCUGCCGCUGUACCACAGCGCCGCCUCCUUGAUCGGGAUAGGAGGAACCAUAGAGCUAGGUGCCACCUGCGUCUUGAAGAAGAAGUUCUCGGCCUCCCAGUUCUGGAAGGACUGUAGGAAACAUGACGUCACUGUUUUCCAGUAUAUUGGUGAACUGUGCAGGUACCUGUGCAACCAGCCCAAGACAGACGAGGAUAAGGUUCACAAGGUGCGGAUGGGAGUCGGGAACGGUCUGCGGCAGGACGUCUGGCGGGAGUUCCACAGUCGCUUUGGGAACGUCCGGAUGUGCGAGGUGUACGGCUCCACCGAGGGAAACCUGUGUUUCAUGAACCAUAUUGGCAAGAUCGGAACUGUGGGCCGCUCCAACUUCUUCUACAGGCUCCUGUUCAAGUAUGACCUGAUAAAGUAUGACAUGGUGAAGGAUGAACCAGUCACCGAUCAGAAUGGUUUCUGUCAGCGAGUGGAAAUGGGCGAGACGGGGCUUUUGCUGUCCAAGGUGGGCGCCACCAGCCCCUUCUUUGGCUACGCUGGGAGCAAGCAGCUGACGGAGAAGAAGCUGAUGAGGAACGUGUUUGUGAAGGGCGACGCCUACUUCAACACGGGCGACCUCAUGGCUGAAGACCUGGAGGGCUUCAUCUGUUUCAGGGACCGGGUGGGAGACACCUUCAGGUGGAAGGGUGAAAAUGUAGCAACAACAGAGGUGACAGAGACGCUCGGGAUGGUGGAUUUUAUCCAAGAAGUCAAUGUAUACGGAGUAGAAAUACAAGGGCACGAGGGCAGAGCGGGCAUGGCGGCCAUGAUCGUACGACCGGGACACGCGUUCGACGAGAAGCUGUUUUAUCACGUGGCGAGGGAUCCAGCGUACGCUCGGCCCCUCUUCAUCCGGCUCCAGGAGGAGAUGGAAAUGACGAGCACCUUCAAGCAGCAGAAGUUCCAUCUGGUUCAGAGCGGCUUCAACCCCGCCACCAUCUCAGAUCUUCUCUAUGUGUUGGACUACUCCCAGGAGAGCUACAUUCCUCUAACAGACAGUAUCUACCAGAGCAUCAUCGCCGGAGAACGUAAGCUAUAGAACUCCCCAAGUAAGGAAGAGAUGACUCAGCUGGAAUCAGUCGCACGCAGAUGGAUAGAACUGAGCUCUGCGUGCUGCGGCGCGUCAUACUCAGGAAACCAGCGGGCCUGCAGUCACGUUCAAUGAUCUACUGAAGUGUGAAUGAAAAGCCAUCGCCCGGUCCGUGAAGAGCAGCCAUGAUGACUUGAUCAAAUACUGUGAACAGUAAUGUCGCUGAGAUUUCUAUGUUAAACAAAACAUCACAUUAGUAAUGUGAACCUGAACGUAUCACUAUGAAAUCAGCCUUAUUUCACCGCCCACACAUGCUAAGAAACAUCUUAUCAAAAAGCUCUUAAUAUGUAUAUCAAUUCAGCAGAUUGUGAUGUUAUUACACGGAUUUGGGCUAAAUUAAUAGAUACAUAAUAAAUGAAUGAACUGUUCCAUA